CAGCGAGCGGCCCAGAUGCAGGCCAUCAAGGGUGUGGUGGUGGGAGACGGAGCUGUAGGUAAAACUUGCCUACUGAUCAGUUACACAAUCAACGCAUUUCCUGGAGAAGAUAUCCCUACUGCCUUUGACAAUUAUUCUGCCAAUGUUAUGGUAGAUGGAAAACUGGUGAAUCUGGGCUUAUGGAAUACAGCUGGACAAGAAGAUUAUGACAGAUUACGCCCCCUAUCCUAUCCGCAAGCAGAUGUGUUCUUAAUUUGCUUUUCGCUUGUGAGUCCUGCAUCAUUUGAAAAUGUCCUUGCAAAGUGGUAUCCUGAGGUGCAGCACCACUGUCCCAACACUCCCAUUAUCCUAGUGGGAACUAAACUUGAUCUUAGGGAUGAUAAAGACAGGAUCCAGAAACUGAAGGAGAAGAAGCUAACUCCCAUCACCUAUCCGCAGGGUCUAGCCAUGGCUAAGGAGAUGGGUGCUGUAAAAUACCUGGAGUGCUUGGCCCUCACACAGCGAGGCCUCAAGACAGUGUUUGACGAAGCGAUCCGAGCUGUCCUCUGCCCACCUCCCGUGAAGAAGAGGAAGAGAAAAUGCCUGCAGUUGUAAAUGUCUGAGCCCCUAGUUCUUGGUCCUGUCCCUUGGAACCUUUGUUCGCUUUGCUCAAAAAAC
This is a messenger RNA of Pan troglodytes (chimpanzee), 657 nucleotides long. Its product is annotated as ras-related C3 botulinum toxin substrate 1-like. The coding region runs from base 16 to 594 and encodes 192 amino acids. Lineage: Eukaryota; Metazoa; Chordata; Mammalia; Primates; Hominidae. The record is from RefSeq and is a predicted model, not a curated record. Gene Ontology annotation, molecular function: GTPase activity; GTP binding. Gene Ontology annotation, biological process: small GTPase-mediated signal transduction. The transcript has a single exon.